AUGAAAAUUUUGUUUUUAAUUUCGUGUUAUUACGUAAUAACAACACACGACGUUAACGGUUAUGAAAUAUUUAAUUCGGAACGACAAUGUUAUUUACCGCCUUAUUUAAAAAAAGAAAUACAAAGUUAUGGAAAUUUUGUCAACGACAUCAUUCAAAUUUCAACAACCGGAAAUUACGCCGGAGAAUAUUAUAACGAUUUAUCGAAAUUUAUCGAUAGAUACGGAAACAGACUUUCAGGUACGAAAAAUCUAGAAGAAUCCAUAAAUGAUAUUGCCAUGAAAUCGGCAUCGAAAGGAUUGGAAGUUUCUCUGGAUCCUGUCAUGGUACCACAUUGGGUACGAAAUUACGAAUCCGCACAUCUUUUAAGCCCUAGAAAAAAAGAAUUGAAUAUAUUAGGUUUGGGUUAUUCCCCGGGUACUCCCGGUUCGAAUGGUAUAACCGCCGAAGUUAUUGUUGUUGAUAAUUUUGAAGAACUCGAAGAAAGAUGCGCCGAAGUGAGUGGUAAAAUCGUUUUAUUCAAUGCAAAUUUUACCACUUAUGGUGAAACAGUAAAAUACAGGAGUAAGGGACCGGCAAAAGCGGCUAAAUUAGGUGCUGUUGCUGCCCUUGUAAAAUCCGUUACGCCUUUUUCCAUAUACAGUCCACAUACGGGUACGACAAGUUUUAAAAAUGGCGGACCUAAAAUCCCUUCCGCAUGUGUUACGUUAGAAGAUGCUGAUUUUUUGGCACGACUUUUCAAAAGAGGUCAUAAAAUAAUAGUUAAUUUACAAAUGAAUGCUGUAUUGAAACCAUCCACGCUAUCGAGGAAUUUAUUAGCCGAUUUCAGAGGAAAACAACUUCCUAAUCAUCAAGUUAUCGUAUCCGGUCAUAUAGAUAGUUGGGAUGUUGGAGAAGGAGCUUUGGAUGAUGGUGUGGGAGCUUUUCUCGCUCUUCAUUCAUUAUUUUUACUUAAAUUUAUGAAUGUUCCUACACCGAAGAGAACCAUGAGAGCAGUUUUAUGGACUGCUGAAGAAUUAGGUUUGAUCGGAGCACAAGCUUAUUUGAAAGAACACGAAUGCGAAUUACAAUAUAUUACUGCUGCUUUAGAAUCUGAUUUUGGUAGUUCCAUUCCUCAAGGAUUAAAUUUCGAAGGAAACGACGAAGCAUAUUGUAUUGUGAAAGAGAUAGCAUCAUUAUUUGAUAGAUUAAAUGCUACAACUGUUGAUAAAAUAACUGGUGUUGGUAGUGACGUAUCAGUAUUCAAACCGAAUGGUAUUCCUCUUAUCGAACCACGUUAUGUAAAUAGUAAUUAUAUGUGGUUUCAUCAUACAAAUGGAGAUUCGAUGAGAACUCUUAAUAAGGAAACCAUGGAUAAAAAUUUGGCUGUGUUUGCUGCUACAACAUACAUUCUUGCAAAUCUUUCUGUACCUUUACCGAGACCAGGACAAACUGUAUGGGAUUUAGUUCCUAAUAAAUAA
Molecule: messenger RNA, 1458 nt
Organism: Pediculus humanus corporis (human body louse)
Lineage: Eukaryota; Metazoa; Arthropoda; Insecta; Psocodea; Pediculidae
Exons: 7
Coding region: 1-1458 (485 amino acids)
Biological process (GO): proteolysis; peptide catabolic process
Molecular function (GO): metallodipeptidase activity
Source: RefSeq, a predicted model, not a curated record